AUGAACCCAUUAGCAGACGUUGAUGUAGUGUCGCACCCAACUGCUCGACUUCUUCAGGAUGUAGUGUGUUGCACCCAACUGCUCGACUUCUUCAGGAAAUCGCACCCAACUGCUCGACUUCUUCAGGAAAUCAAACAUCCGAGGGUCAACUAUCCUGCAGAUCAAUGGCUCCAAGUCUUCACUGCUGAUGACAUCCCUAGAUCAAUGGCUCCAAGUCUUCACUGA
Molecule: messenger RNA, 225 nt
Organism: Rodentolepis nana
Lineage: Eukaryota; Metazoa; Platyhelminthes; Cestoda; Cyclophyllidea; Hymenolepididae
Source: the annotation of a GenBank genome assembly